Mollisia scopiformis is the source of this 2028-nucleotide messenger RNA. RefSeq lists its product as uncharacterized. Gene Ontology annotation, molecular function: DNA-binding transcription factor activity, RNA polymerase II-specific; zinc ion binding. The coding region runs from base 173 to 1930 and encodes 585 amino acids. The transcript is spliced from 3 exons. NCBI's taxonomy places the organism in Eukaryota, Fungi, Ascomycota, Leotiomycetes, Helotiales, Mollisiaceae. The record is from RefSeq and is a predicted model, not a curated record. Gene Ontology annotation, biological process: regulation of DNA-templated transcription.
UGCAAUUAUCCCCUACCGUGCUGUACCACUUCCAUUGAUAGGGGAAGUCGCUUGCUGAGUAGAAGCUUCUGCACCCCAUCAAACAUCGAUAUCAGUACCAACGAUCUCAUCACACAUUUCGAUAUCAGCAACGAGCAACGAGCAGGAGCAUCCAAGCCAAGCCAACAUACUAAUGGAUAGUUCUUCAGCGUCGUCAUCGACUUCAAAGAGAAGUCGAACAUCGGGGAAGCACUCCAGAAAUGGUUGCGGGACCUGCAAAAUUCGUCGUGUAAAGUGUGACGAGACGAGACCUAUCUGCCGUCGAUGCCAAAACUUCAAAAUUCCGUGCGAUGGAUACAGUCGACUUCCAAAGACUAGCACCCCGGGGAGUACUGUAUCGGGUGGCUUGUUGAUAGCCCCAAAGCCAGUAACUCCAGCAAUAGUUCCAUCAUCGAUACCGCCCAGUCCAUCAACUCUAGUCGUUGACAAUGCAGAGGACUAUCGUUACUUCACGUUCUUUCGAGACCAGCUCUUGUUUGAAAUUACCCAGUUCGCACAAGGCGAUGACUUCCGGAGACUCAUCUUACAAGCUUCCAACAUCCCUUCGAUUCGCCACACGAUGGUUGCGCUGGCAGCACUUGGUAAAAUCCAUUCAGUAAUACAAGACACGCCGUCGAGCUCGCUGCCACUUUCGGAACCAACAGAACUGAUAUCCCAUCGCGAGUAUUCCCUUCGCCAAUACUCAAAAGGGCUUGCGUUGAUGAAGAAAGACGUCGCUACAGGGCAUCAAGGCAUCAGAACCACUCUACUCACCUCUCUCCUCAUCAUCUGUAUCGAAUGUCUUCACGGCAACUUCACGAUGGCCGGCGUCCAGGUCGCAAAUGGGAUGGCUCUAUUGAGGGAUUGGCGAAGGAACUAUCCAGACGCAGACUUGCACCCGAUCGGUUUCUCUUCACCUGCCCCCAACGUAGUUGAAGACUCGCUGGUCCAGAUGCUCGGAGGGUUGGAGAUCCAAUCGUACUAUUUCAACAGCAAUGCAACUCAAGCAGAACAUGAGGCUGGCAAGGAAGAUGGCUUCAACGUCAUCCAAAAUAUGCCGGCACGAUUCGAGUCCGUCGAUGAAGCUCGACUCUACCUCGAGCUUCUAACUAGAAGGUCGAAACACUGGCUAUUCUCUUUGGGCUGGUUCUUCCGGCCUCUGAUACCCGUCGAAGGUGUUGCGCCCGUCGACACAACGCUACCCCCAUCUGCUCGUCAACCCAGGCAAUUUCUGAACUUAACGCCAUCUAUGAUGCAUCCCGCGAGUGUCCAUCGCAGGGAAACCAUCCCCGAUAGCUCGAAAGAUCUAGUCAAGAAGCACCAUGACCAGUACCUCCGCGACUUCUUCCGAUGGAAAGCAUCCUUCGACGCCCUUCUCCAAACGCCUUCAUCGAAAAGCAUCUCUCCUCGUUGGAAAGAGAAUCUCCUUAUAUACAAAGGCUGCGUCUUGAUCCUGAAGACUGUCAUCACGGGCGACGAGAUGGUGUUCGACGACUACACGGAAGAGAUGGUUGAAAUCCUCGAUCUGGCCGAAGACGUCUAUGAGAGCGACAAAGAUCAUCGAAACGACACGACAUUCACGAUCUUCCAACGCUGUACGGGCCCUCCACACUUCGUCGGUCUUCACUGCAGAGUUGGAGCCGUUCGUCGCCGUGCUAUACAAUUACUAGAGUCUUUGCCCAAGACGCCGGAUUUGUCGGAUACCAUGCUGAGGAGCGCGAUUGUGAAGUGGGUUAUGGGGUUGGAAGAGGCGGAGAUGGUUGAUGGGAAAAUUCCCGGGUACGCGAGGAUUCGGAAUGUUGGUAUUUCGGUCGAUGUGGACAAUAGGCAAUCUACGCUUGUUUGCAAGCAUCAGGUCAUGAGGGAGGAAGGACUUGUGGAGACUGAGAGGAAGAAGACGAUCAACUGUUGAAUGUGGAGGAAAGUUCCACGUCUCAUGAAAGUCAGUCCUGAAGCCAGUCAAGUUAGUUGAUUAAAGAGUUUGUUUCUCGUACGUACUUUGAAACUCUC